UUUUUUUUUUUUUUGGUUUUUCGUUUCGCAUCGCGUCUGCGUUACUUUUUUUCAAUUUCGUCCCAACGCUCUCGUGCCGUGUGCCCCCUGCGUCGUCCUUGUGGAAUAUCCAUUGCUUUGUACAAGUUCGUGUUUCAUUAUCAUCAUCAUCAACAUCAAACAAACAUCCCUAUGGCCCCCGUCCGCAACAAGUCAGCUGGUGCCAGCAAACCGCUCAAAACAACAACGCUCCAAGUGACAUCAUCGUCGAGAAUUGCCGCUGAGGCUCAAGCACCCUUGUCCCAGCCUCCCACCGCCGACGCUAUGCCUGUCAUUGCUAGAGUUUCGACAGCUCAGUUGCAAGGCAAGGUCAAGGCUUGCGCAUCAAUGCACCGCGAUGGAGCCACUGCGCCAGCAGCUCAGCCACAGCGGUAUGCCGGUCCGUUUUGUGCUCCUCCGAAGGCCUCGGCGCUCCCGAUGCCUCCCGUUCAAUGGCUGUCGGCCAGCGGUGCCUAAACCAUUCCACUCCUAUUGCUCCUUUCCGGCUACUGUCUCUAUUCGGCAACGUCGACACGCUGCUGCUGCGCGUGAAUCCCUCGUUUGAUGGCGUAAUAAGAAGUACUCCACAAUCGACAACAUGAACGUCGGCUCAAGUCGUCCCAUUGCGAUCCAUGAUGGAUCGAAAUCCCACCGGCCCUUCUCCUGCCGCAAUGGACAUAAUGUUCAUCGCGUUACUUGGUCCCUGUGGUUUGAUUGACCAGUGUGACUUGUGAGCCCGGUGCAGCAAAAACACUUCUUUCGGCUUGGACUUGUUCGAGCUGCUGCGUUGGUCUCGCACCCCGCUUGCCAAAAGCAAAUUUUCAGGGCUGGUGCUAGUGCUGCUGGUACCUCCUGCCACUGCGUCUCAGACGGCGUGCCACAAUUCCAUGAUGGUCUUCGUUGCGCUGAAACCGCAGUUGCUGUCGAGGCUUCUUGUGCUUUCGCCGCCGGUGUCAUCAUAAACAGCAAUUCGGGCCUCUGAGGUUGAGGAUGCCUCGCUUCGUGAUCAUUUCGAGGCUGUCGUACUGCUGUGUUGCGUUGGAUCGAUGGCGUUUUUGUUUUUGUUUUGUUUUUGGUUUGGUUUUGGGCGAUAUGGUUGUUUGUGGGUACCAUUCCAUCCAUAUUGCAUUUAACUGAACGAAUUAUUGCUUGUUUGCCCUGAAUUCCAUGAUGGGUCUGAACGGCUCGUCGAGUUUGCUCAACUGCGAGCGCCAAUAUUUUUCACAAGUUACGAAUUGCCCAUCG
Messenger RNA from Capsaspora owczarzaki ATCC 30864, 1263 nucleotides. RefSeq lists its product as hypothetical. NCBI's taxonomy places the organism in Eukaryota, Filasterea, Ministeriida, Capsasporidae. The record is from RefSeq and is a predicted model, not a curated record. The transcript has a single exon. Bases 172 to 495 code for a protein of 107 amino acids.